Messenger RNA from Neospora caninum, 1650 nucleotides. RefSeq lists its product as hypothetical. The transcript has a single exon. The coding region runs from base 1 to 1650 and encodes 549 amino acids. The record is from RefSeq and is a predicted model, not a curated record. Lineage: Eukaryota; Apicomplexa; Conoidasida; Eucoccidiorida; Sarcocystidae.
AUGGUCAGGCCGGGUCGAGAAAAGUGCAGCGGGUGCCUGCGGCCCGCAUGCGUCUGCUACUGUUCCAGGUUGCCGAAGCCUCCUCUGAGUUUUUCCGACGACUUUUCCGGAGUCAUCAAAGGCCUCGUGGUGUACGUCCACCCGCUGGAAGUGAAGCGGAAGAUGGGUUCGCUGCCGCUGCUCACGCGCGCUGUCACUCCCGUGCACGUUUUUCCUCGGAGAAAGCCAGGGACUGUCAAGUUGCAGCGGCCAGCCCGCGCUCAUCUUCGCGACAGAGGACUAUCGUCAGACCCCACUACAGAGGACCGAGACUGUUCGGUUCCUUCGUUUUCCCUUUCCUCGCCUGUCAGCGCGGCGCCUUUUCUGCCUCCAUCGUUGCCUGCGGCCGCUUCUGCGUCUCCUCCUGUGGGGCUCUCUGUGGCUCCAGCCUCGUCUUCGCACUGUGCGAGGCUUCAGCUUUCUCCAGCGUCGUGUGCGCCGUCCACAGUUGUUUCUGCCCUGUGUUCCAGUCCCGGCCCCGCUAGUCCCUCGCCGGCUCCUCUCUCAUCCGCCGCGUGGGUGUACGACGAGGACGUCGGCGUCUUGGAAGGCGGCUGCUGCACACGGCCUUUCCUUCCCUCGCCACGCCCUUCUCCGUUGCCACUCGAUUCGCCGUCGCCUUUUCCUCUCUGGCUCCAGCCUUCUUCGCUCCGGUCUUCUGCCUGCGCGUCUCCUCGUCUUCCUGCCACUGCUCCUCGUCCUUUGUCUCUUCCGUCCGCUCCUUCCUUUGAGGGAGAACCGAACAACCUUCUGCUGCUGUUCCCCACGCCGUGGAGCUUCGAACUGGGAGCGGGCGCGUUCCCGCUGAAACUGCCUGUGACGGUUCUAUGCCUCGACGGCACGUGGAAAGAGGCGAAGGAGAUGCUCAACGCCGCGCCGUGGCUAGCGCAGAUCCCCGCAGUCCGCCUCCCGAGGCGUGCUCCGCCAGGGCGCGGAGGAAGCGAAGCCGCAAAGGGAGAGGGGCGCAGGGGAGCAAGAACGGAAGACCACGCCCCGGCACGCGAACGCGGCACAGGGGGGGACAGGCCGCGUGAGCGAAACGAGAGUCUUCCGGCAAAGCCCGUGCGUCUUGGGGACGAGGAGGGGCGAGGCACCCAACUGGAGGAACGGACACGAAAGGAAGAAAGGCCGAGGCAGGAAAACGGAGCAGACUGGAAGAGAAGGGAGCGGGACGGGGAGCGGGAAGCUGCGGAGACGCCGCUAGGCCGGGGGCUUGGAGAAGAUCAAGAGCAGGGCAAACCCAGCGCAGAGACUUUUGAAAAGCACGAAAGAACGCGAGAGGCAACAGACUUGUGGGGGGCGUACGGAUUCGUUCGCACCCCUUCCCGGAAAGUCGCAGAUGAAGGAGGUGUAUGUACAGCUGAAGCAGUGGCGCGAAGUCUGGCUGCGAUUGCUCACUGGAGCAGAACGGACUGCAGCGAGAGAGCGAAGCAUUUCGAUAAAACGGUUGUGAGCCUUUUAACUUUCGUCGCUGGAAAACAAAUUCAGUGCAAGGACGAGAAGGACGCGAGCGAGAAAGCGAGAAGGGAGGAAAGUAACGGUUCGAGUACGGCAGCUUCAGAAUCUCAAGAUUCGAAGACCAACCACCGAGCUGUACGGGCUGCCGGAUAA